Molecule: messenger RNA, 10359 nt
Organism: Phascolarctos cinereus (koala)
Lineage: Eukaryota; Metazoa; Chordata; Mammalia; Diprotodontia; Phascolarctidae
Gene: KIF21B
Product: kinesin family member 21B
Biological process (GO): mitotic spindle organization; spindle elongation; microtubule-based movement
Cellular component (GO): microtubule associated complex
Molecular function (GO): microtubule binding; ATP binding; microtubule motor activity
Source: RefSeq, a predicted model, not a curated record
UGCGGGUGUGAGCGCGCUCGGGAGGGGGAGUGGAUGGAGCUGGUCAGUUUCGGCCUCAGCUGUCAGGUCAAUUUCACAGCAGAACCUCAGGGCCCCGGCCACAUGGAGGGCGCACGGGCGAGCUGGGAGCUCUGGGGUUGUGCUGCCGGCUCCCCAUGAGCCCCGCCGAAGCCGCCGCCGCCGCCGCCGCCUCGGGGAGCAUGUCACCUCCAGCUGCAGUCACAGCCGCCGCCGCAGCCGCAGCAGCAGCCGCCGCAGCAGCCGCAGCGCACGACUCCAGUGCCAGCGCCGCCGCCUCCUCUUCCUCCUGCAUCCUCAGGCACUGGCUCUCUGACUCGAUCCCCUGAUCCAUGCCAGAGGUCUGUGGAGAUCUGGGACAGCCAUGGCAAGCCAGGGUGACUGCUGCGUCAAGGUGGCGGUCAGGAUCCGGCCCCAGCUAUCCAAGGAGAAGAUUGAGGGCUGUCACAUCUGUACCUCAGUCACUCCUGGAGAGCCCCAGGUGCUGCUGGGGAAGGACAAGGCCUUCACCUAUGACUUUGUCUUUGACCUGGAUACCUGGCAAGAGCAAAUCUACACAGCUUGUGUGGGCAAGCUCAUCGAGGGCUGCUUUGAGGGCUACAAUGCCACAGUGCUGGCCUACGGACAGACAGGAGCUGGGAAGACGUACACCAUGGGGACCGGUUUUGACAUGAGUACCUCAGAGGAGGAGCAUGGUAUCAUCCCGAGGGCUAUAAGCCACCUCUUCAGAGGCAUUGACGACCGCAAGAGACAGGCCCAGGAACAGGGAGUGCCUGGGCCGGAGUUCAAAGUCAGCGCACAGUUUCUGGAGCUUUACAACGAGGAGAUUCUAGACCUGUUUGAUAGCACGCGAGAUCCUGACUCCCGCCACCGAAAAUCCAACAUCAAGAUCCAUGAAGACGCCAAUGGAGGCAUCUACACCACAGGCGUCACCUCCCGUCUCAUCAGUUCCCAGGACGAGCUGAUCCAGUGUUUGAAGCAGGGGGCUCUGUCCCGGACCACAGCCAGCACACAGAUGAAUGUGCAGAGCUCCCGCUCUCAUGCCAUCUUCACCAUCCACCUGUGCCAGAUGCGUGUCUGUGCCCGGCCUGACCUGGUAAAUGGUGAGGUACCUGGCCUUCCCGAUGGUGCUGCCCCCACCAACGAGUAUGAGACGCUCACGGCCAAGUUUCAUUUCGUCGAUCUGGCAGGCUCCGAACGGCUGAAACGGACGGGGGCCACGGGCGAGAGGGCCAAAGAGGGCAUCUCUAUCAACUGUGGCCUGCUGGCCUUGGGUAAUGUGAUCAGUGCCCUGGGAGACCAGAGUAAGAAGGUGGUACAUGUGCCAUACCGGGACUCCAAGCUCACCCGGCUCCUCCAGGACUCCCUCGGGGGUAACAGCCAGACAAUUAUGAUUGCUUGUGUGAGCCCUUCGGACCGGGACUUUAUGGAGACCCUGAACACCCUCAAGUAUGCCAACCGGGCCCGCAACAUCAAGAACAAGGUGGUUGUGAACCAAGAUAAGACCAGCCAGCAGAUCAGUGCCCUUCGGGCUGAGAUUGCCCGCCUGCAAAUGGAGUUGAUGGAGUACAAGGCGGGUAAGCGAGUGAUUGGGGAGGAUGGCUCAGAGGGCUACAGUGACCUGUUCCGGGAGAAUGCCAUGCUGCAGAAAGAGAAUGGCACCCUGAGAAUGCGGGUGAAAGCCAUGCAGGAAGCCAUCGACGCCAUCAACAACCGAGUCACCCACCUCAUGAGCCAGGAGGCCAACCUGCUCCUCGCUAAGGCUGGAGAUGGCAAUGAGGCCAUUGGUACUUUAAUCCAGAACUAUAUCCGAGAGAUUGAAGAACUUCGAACAAAGCUUCUAGAGAGUGAAGCAAUGAACGAGUCUCUCCGCCGCACACUCUCACGGACCUCAGGGCGGCCCUCCUACUCCAUGAGUGGUUCCCAAGCCCAGGGAAGUUUGCUGAGCAGCCCAUCAAUUUCCAUGGAAACAGAGGCCUCAGAGGUGAUUCGCAAGGCCAAGCAAGACCUGGAACGGCUAAAGAAAAAGGAGACCAGGCAACGGAGAAAAAGCCCAGAGAAGGAGGCAUUUAAAAAGAGGGCAAAGUUACAUCAAGAGAAUGGAGAAGAGACAGAUGAGAACGAGGCUGAGGAGGAGGAAGAGGAGGAUCGGGAUGAAAGUGGUUGUGAGGAAGAGGAAGGCCGGGAAGAUGAAGAUGAAGAUUCGGGCAGUGAGGAGAGCCUCGUGGACUCAGAUUCAGAUCCUGAGGAGAAGGAGGUGAACUUCCAAGCCGACCUGGCAGACUUGACCUGUGAGAUUGAGAUCAAGCAGAAGCUGAUUGAUGAACUGGAGAACAGCCAGCGCCGACUGCAGACACUGAAGCAUCAGUACGAGGAGAAGUUGAUCCUUUUGCAGAACAAAAUCCGGGACACGCAGCUUGAGCGGGACCGGGUGCUCCAGAACCUCAGCACCAUGGAGUGCUACACAGAGGAGAAGGCUAACAAGAUCAAGGCAGACUACGAGAAGCGUCUACGGGAGAUGAAUCGCGACCUUCAGAAGUUGCAGGCAGCCCAGAAGGAGCACGCCCGGCUGCUCAAGAACCAGUCCCGUUAUGAGAGGGAGCUGAAGAAGCUUCAGGCUGAGGUGGCGGAGAUGAAGAAGGCCAAGGUGGCCUUGAUGAAGCAAAUGAGGGAGGAGCAGCAGCGGAGGCGGCUGGUAGAAACCAAGAGGAACCGGGAAAUAGCACAGCUCAAGAAAGAGCAACGGCGGCAGGAGUUUCAGAUCCGGGCUCUGGAAUCUCAGAAGCGCCAGCAGGAGAUGGUGUUGAGGAGGAAAACCCAGGAGGUGUCCGCGCUGCGACGCCUGGCCAAGCCUAUGUCAGAGCGGGUAGCAGGACGGGUAGUGACGAAGCCUCCCAUGCUGGACUCGGGGGCAGAGGUGUCAGCCAGCGCCACAUCAUCCGAGGCAGAGUCUGGAGCCCGAUCUGUCUCAAGCAUCGUGCGCCAAUGGAAUCGAAAGAUCAACCACUUUCUGGGGGACCCAGCGACCCCAGUCAAUGGAACCCGUCCUGCCAGGAAGAAGUUCCAGAAGAAGGGGGCCAGCCAGAGCUUCAGCAAAGCUGCCAGGUUAAAGUGGCAGUCCCUAGAACGGCGCAUCAUCGACAUUGUCAUGCAGAGGAUGACCAUUGUCAACCUGGAGGCUGACAUGGAGAGGCUCAUUAAGAAAAGGGAGGAGCUAUUUCUUCUUCAGGAAACAUUGAGGAGAAAGAGGGAAAGGCUUCAGGAAGAGAGCCCAGAGGAGGAGAAGGGCCUCCAGGAGCUGGGCGAAGAGAUUGAGGUGCUAGCAGCCAAUAUUGACUAUAUCAAUGACAGCAUUUCUGAUUGCCAGGCCACCAUUGUACAGCUGGAGGAGACCAAGGAGGAGCUUGACUCCACAGACACAUCAGUGGUCAUCAGCUCCUGCUCACUGGCGGAAGCCCGACUUUUGCUGGAUAACUUUCUCAAGGCCUCCAUUGAAAAGGGUCUACAGGUGGCCCAGAAGGAGGCCCAGAUCCGACUGCUGGAGGGGCGGCUGAGGCAAACAGAUAUGAACAACUCCUCUCAGAACCACCUGAUCCUGGAUGCCCUUCGAGAGAAAGCUGAAGCCCACCCUGAACUACAGGCCCUGAUCCACAACAUGCAGCAGGAAAAUGGAUAUUGCAGCACAGAUGAGGAGAUCUCUGAGUUCUCAGAGGGGAGCUUCUCCCAGUCCUUCACUAUGAAAGGUUCUACCAGCCAUGAUGAUUUCAAGUUCAAGGGGGAGCCCAAGCUGUCUGCUCAAAUGAAGGCGGUGUCGGCUGAGUGCCUGGGUCCCCCACUGGACAUCUCCACCAAGAACAUCACUAAGUCUCUGGCCUCACUUGUGGAGAUCAAGGAGGACGGUGUGGGCUUCUCCAUCCGAGACCCCUACUACCGAGAUAAGGUCUCACGCACCAUCAGCCUGCCCACCCGCGGCAGCACCUUUCCUCGGCAAUCCCGAGGCUCUGACACCUCGCCUCUGACCCGAAGGAAAUCUUAUGACCGAGGACAACCUAUCAGGUCCUCGGACAUGGCCUUCACACCCCCUUCGUCCCCCCCUACGCGGCCGCGCAAUGACCGCAACGUCUUCUCUCGCCUCACCAGCAAUCAGAGCCAGGGGUCAGCACUGGACAAGGGAAUCAUCAACCCCAUUGGUGGAGCUAAGAGUGCCCGGACUGCUCCCUUGCAGUGUGUCUCAGUAGCUGAGGGUCACACCAAACCCAUUCUUUGCUUGGAUGCCACCGAUGAGCUGCUCUUCACGGGAUCAAAAGACAGAAGCUGCAAGAUGUGGAACCUGGUGACAGGGCAGGAGAUUGCCGCUCUGAAGGGUCACCCCAACAAUGUUGUUUCCAUCAAGUACUGUGCCCACCUGGGUCUGGUGUUCUCUGUCUCCACGUCCUAUAUCAAGGUGUGGGACAUCCGGGAUUCGGCCAAGUGCAUCCGCACCCUCACGUCCUCAGGUCAGGUGAUCUCCGGAGACGCCUGCGCAAGCACCACCAAUCGAACUGUCACAAGCGCUCAAGGGGAACACCAGAUCAACCAGAUCGCCCUCAACCCUACGGGCACCACUCUGUAUGCUGCCUCUGGCAACUCAGUCCGCAUCUGGGAACUCAACAGGUUCCAGCCCAUUGGGAAGCUGACUGGCCACAUUGGUCCUGUGAUGUGCUUGACGGUCAACCAGACUUCCAACCACCAUGAUCUUGUGGUGACCGGUUCCAAGGAUCAUUAUGUAAAGAUAUUUGAGCUGGCAGAGAGUGUGAUGGGUAACAUCAGCCCCACCCACAACUUUGAGCCCCCGCACUAUGACGGCAUUGAGUGCCUAGCCAUCCAGAGUGACAUCCUGUUCAGCGGCUCCCGGGAUAAUGGCAUUAAGAAGUGGGACCUGGAGCAGCAGGAGCUCAUUCAGCAAAUCCCGAAUGCCCACAAGGACUGGGUCUGCGCCCUAGCCUUUGUUCCUGGCCGACCCAUGCUGCUGAGUGCUUGCCGAGGGGGCUUCAUCAAGGUCUGGAAUGUGGAAAACUUCACACCCAUUGGAGAGAUCAAAGGUCAUGACAGCCCCAUCAAUGCCAUCUGUACCAACUCCAAGCACAUUUUUACGGCCUCCAGUGACUGCCGGGUAAAGUUGUGGAGUUACGUCCCUGGACUCACCCCCUGCCUUCCACGCCGCGUCCUGGCUAUAAAGGGCCGCGCCACUAGCCUGCCUUGACCCUCUUCUUCCCUCCCUCUCAGUCCUUUCUCUCCUUUCUUAUUCUCCCCUUCUUCCCUCUUCCUUUCUUUCUCCACUUCGAUCCAAGCUGCUUCUUAACGUGACCUGACAGUGAAAUUCUGGAGCGGAAGGCGGCUACCAAGUGGCACAUCUUAGGAGGAGAAGCCAGAGGGGGCACUCGAUUCCACAUUUCCUCCAGCAGCCUGGACAUCAUCUAAAGAAAAGCCUCUUGAGACAAUUGAGGCCCCCUAGGUCCAGGCCAGAUGAUGCUGAUGGCUCUGGGCGAGAGGGUUUGGGCAUUCUUUCCCACUCCUCUCCUAGCCUUCCUAAGUGGAGAGUGUUCCCAAGCCCAUUGCCCCCGGAGGGGGAAGGAGAGAGGGGAAAGACAUUUAAGCUGUGAAGCCAAAGGGCGCUUUUGAUCCCCACUCUUUCUCCUGAAGCUCCUCAGCUUCUUCCAGGUCUGGCCCCAUUUUUCUUCCUGCUAAGUUGUCCCCUUCUCACCCCAACCUCAGGAGCUCUCCAGCUGGCCUGUGAGGAGACCUUGGGGAAAAUUUUACUAGUUCCCCCCCUCCAGAAAGCCCCAUGGUGGGGAGGGGAUUCUGAGCCAGGCUGAGGGGAACCUCCAGCCCCAACCAGCCAUACUUUAACUUGGAAAUGACCUUGCUGUUCUUCCCCCGUCCAUCUGAACGCUGUGUUUCAGAUGGGCAUCUUUCUUCUGAUCCCCUCUUGCCCCUCUGGUGUCCCAUUCCUGCUUCUGAGUCCUCAGCCUCCUCCCCCAAAAGGAAGGAGGUCAAAGGACAAAGAGUCCCUCCCUCUAGUAACCGUGUAAAUUAGGGAUGGGCAGCUGCCAGGCCCUCCCCCUGAGCCUUCUCCCUGGGGCCACCACCAUCCCAUCCCUAGGACUCAGCCCUCCCCUUCCUGGGGUCCGAGCGGGCCCAUCCUUCAGAAAGUUCCAUCUGAGGGGAGAGCUGCAGACUCAGCCUGGUCAUUUCAUCUAUUUAAUUAUUUAUUUAUUUAUUUAUUGCUGGCGCUUCCUGGAUACCAACUUGAAGUUUCUUCUGAUAUAUUCAAUCCCUUGAGCUCUCCAGGACCAGGGAGUCCUGAGGAAGGGGAAGGGGGGGAGGGCAAGGUGGGGGGAAAGCCUGGGGAGGGGCAGGAAGGGUCCUCAAAUGGAAAAGGGUACUGCACAGCACCCUUGAGCCUCUGUUUCUGAGCCGUCCAACUCACCCUAGCCUUCGACACAUUCUGGGAUCGAUUGGGGAAUAAUCCCUUUUGAUUUUUUCCCUCGUCUCCUUCCUGUCCUCACCGUUAUCUCCACCAUCACCCCCUUCCUAAUUCCCCCCAACUGCCGCCCGAUUCUGGGCUAUUCCUGGCUUUCCUCUCUGAGAGGGACCAUUCUAGCCCUCGAUUCACCUCAUACCAUCAGACGCUCCAGUGCCUUCCAUGCCCCUGGGGCCUGGCACCCUGAGCUGGGUGACCUCAGGCAGUAGUGCCAGCCACAUGUGUCUUGCUGCCUCCCCCUUGCAAUCUUCCCUCCUGGUGACUGCUGCCUGCCCUCCUAGCUGGAUCUAACUUGAGGAGGUCUUGCUUGCUCUGUGCCCCACCCCCACCACCCCCCCUUUGCCACCACAUGCUGUGUUACAAACCCCAUCGAGGAGGGGAUUCCUGCCCCACUCCCACAUCACUUAAGAAGCAGCUUUUGCAUCCUCUCCCUUGUUUCAUGGUACUGUGUAUAGUAGAAUGUCUUGAGUAGUAAGGACUAAAUUUUAGGUCUGUUCCUUUGCCCCUCCCACCCCCCUCUCCCCCAUAAGCUGAGAUAGAACAGUGUUUUGUGCCAGGGGUAUGGUGGGGAGUGGGCUCUGAAGGUUCUCCAUGAUUUUAACUCGACCAUAGCCCAGUUUGUCUCUCCAGCUCCUUUCUCUAUAGUUAUUCAAGAGACACAUUUCCAAGCCUUAAAACUGGAAGGAAAUAAGGGAGAAUCAUUACUCAUUCAAAAGACCCCAUGUCCUUUGGGGAUUUUUUUUUUCUUUUUUGGUCUGGGGGAGGGAGGGGGAAGGGUGUUGGAUUGAAAGAGGCCCUGGUUUUGUUUUGUUUUUCUUGCCCAGGGCCUACCCACUAGGUGAAUUUUGUAUUAAAUUAAUGUCUGGGGUUCCCUUCCUGGUGGAACCAGUGAACUCAUAGACUAAUCCAAGGACUCCCAGGGAAAUGCAGUGGCUUCUUUGCCCAUCAUAUUUUUCUGCUACCGCACUGGCCCUUUGCUUUUCUGGCCUGUUCCUACCGGGCAUGGACAUAGAAGGAUUCAGGACCCGAAGCCAAGCACGGGAGCUGACGUCUCACUCGUCGUCUUCAGAGAGAGCUUGUGGCCUGGUGCUUCUGGAAACAGAUAUGAGCAUCUCUCCUCCCUCAUCUCCCUGCACUUGGACUGACCAGAGAAUACAGGCCCCAGGUGGGCAGGAGUCCCUUUUAGCUUCUAAACAAAAGUAGCAUGAAAGAUGACAGAGGGGUUCUUCUCUCAUUUAUGUACAGGCUUUUAGAUUUCCUGAGGAGUUCAGGUGUCUGAGAGGGAGAAAACUUGCAAGGGGAAAGCUAGUCUUACCUUUCCCCAACAUGACCCCAUCCUUUUAGAGUCAGCAGACCAACAUUCCCCCUACCGAGAAGCAGCAAUGACUUUGCAGAAUGACUGUGUUCACAGUUCAUCUAUUUGCUGGACAUGGGCUGAAAUUUGGGGUCAUUUGGUUGCAGGAAUGGAGUUGUAGUCUUCAGGGAGUAAUAGACAGUAUAAUUAGUUACUCUCUCCCAGCCUCCAUGCUUGGGAUGGCGGAGCAAGAGUGGAAAGUCAAAUUUUCAUGUCCCACAGACACCUCCCCUGCACUCCAAAGCAAGCAUGUGUUUGUUCGCCUGCCCCUCCUCUUCACCCCACCAUCUUUGACUUGGGUCUUGCGCCCUGGGAGAUGAGGGAAGAGUUCCCUCUAAUAGGGGCUGCUGCUUACAAACAUUGGACAUACAGACAUACAAGCCUGCACAACCUGCCCUCUUGACUCUGGGUCCCACCAGGUCAAGGGGAGCCGGCCUGCAGUAAUGGGGACUGAACUGUGAGUUUUUAUUUGUCUCCCACUCCAGGUCUGAUCCCACGGUUCCCCUGUGUUGUGGGUGUUGUCUGAUUGCUUUGUUGUUGAUGUUGGGUAAGCUACCUCAUGGCUGGGCCUGGGCUUUGCUGUAUGUGAGUGUGCUGGCUUUCCAGAAACUUGAAAUCCUGAGGCCCUGACAGGGUCAUUCCAUCCCUAAGUUGUUGGGCAGCUGAACUUGAAGAAAGCUGGGUCUCUCAGCACUUUCUUGAAGAGGAGUUGGGAGGCACAGGCUUUAGGUCUGAGCCAGAGAAUGGUGGGGAACGGACUGCAACCGCACAAGCAUUUACCAGUAUUUUAAGUGUUAUAAGCACAAAAAUGAUUGUAUUCUGAGCACAAGGACCAUAGAGCCUGAGCACAAGCCCUAGACUGAGGAAGCUUAGACCCAGCUUUGGAGCACAGGAUGGCCAGGCCCCCAGACCUACCUCUGGGUCCCCAUCCUUUUUUUUUUGCCCUCAGUCCAAAGAGGACUCAUGUUGGCCAGUGUGUCCUGAUCCAGACAAGAGAAUUCCCAAACUUGCCUUGGCUUCCUUCCCUUAGACCAACCCCAGGGGCCAUACCGUGGGGAAGGAAGUCCUGCUAUCCUGCCGGGCCCUUUCAGGCUGUCACUGCCCACUGUGCCCCAGAAUGAAGGAGCCCUAUUCCUUUGGGCAUUAAUCAAGGGUAGUUAUAGAAAGGACUGAAAGACAGGCCGUGCCAGUAUGUGCUAUCCUGAUAAGCCUGGGGCAUGAGGACAUAAGAGACACACGUCCUCAUCAUUCCCCCAAAGCUUAGAGAUUAAAGGGCUCUAAGCCCAUAACUGUCCCUAGACUCUGGCCUCACAGACCUUUCUCCUGUCUCCGAACAGCCUAAACUGAUUUAAGGGCCUAUCAAGUCUCCUGGGUUAGGGCUCUUAGCUAGGGCCCAGAUUCUCAAGCACAGUAUUAUUGUCCUUUACAAUAUUUGCUCUCUAAGUUAGUGGCAGCUCAGUCCUGAGAAGGUGAGAUUUGGAAUGUGAGACCAGGAAGGGAGCGACCUUAGAGGCCAUCUCUUCCAUACACUCUUGUAAUCCCCCACCAUUUGCAAAACAAAGUUGAUAGUGGGUAAGCAUCUAUGAAAACCUAUACCAAUGGGUAGAAUUUUAUGAAUCUCAUAGGAAUUUAUGAAGUCAGGCCCCUCUGCUGCCCUUCCUUGUCCCCUGGAAGCCUGCCCUCUCCCUACACCUGGAUGGGCAGGUCCCAUCUCUGCCAGGUUGGCUUCCUGGGGUGUUUGGGUUGACUGCCCUCAGUGCAGGAAUUCCCACUGUGCAGCUGCUGGCCUUUUACCAUGCCUCUAGCGCCAGUGUGCCACCCCCUCACCCAGCUGGUCUGGAUCCUUUGCCAGGCUGAUCUCCAUCUUCACUGAACUACCAGGACCUCUCUUCUCCCUUGGUUUCCCUCCUGGCCAGAUGCCAUUCCCUAAAGACUGACAUUCUAUUCCUCUGGUUCCCUGGCUCUAAUUGAGCCUGGAAGUCCAUGAGGGGAAGAGGUUUGUGGGGACAGGGCCCAGCAGUUGAGCAACCAUCACUGGCUACUUCAACCUCCACCUCUUCCCCCACUCCAGCAUCACCACUCAUCCCUCUCCCCAGUGCACAGCUGAGGGCACAGACCCUCAACUGGGACCCUGCUCCCCUUUCCACCAUUGCUUGAGUUACUGAGAUCACAAAGUCCGCCAGCCUCAAAGGAGCAGGAGUGUGUGCAGAGGAGACACCUGCCUUGACCUGGCCACCGGCUAAUUUCUAGAGGCCAACUUCUCUGAGGCUCCAGAGUCUGCCCUUGCUCCUCUCUGUGACGUGUAUAGCACAAGGUGUAUAUAUGUUUUGUACCUUUGCGGACCACUGUACAUAGUGUAAGAAAGCUAUUUAAACCUCACGCUGUACAUUUUUGUUUUCAACCUAGAUGUGUUGGUUCCCAGGAGGUCUUCGUAAAUAAAGCCAAAAUGGCCAUUGUUUGUGGA